Penicillium cataractarum is the source of this 1725-nucleotide messenger RNA. RefSeq lists its product as uncharacterized. The transcript has 7 exons. Lineage: Eukaryota; Fungi; Ascomycota; Eurotiomycetes; Eurotiales; Aspergillaceae. Gene Ontology annotation, biological process: carbohydrate transport; transmembrane transport. The record is from RefSeq and is a predicted model, not a curated record. Gene Ontology annotation, cellular component: membrane. The coding region runs from base 1 to 1725 and encodes 574 amino acids. Gene Ontology annotation, molecular function: carbohydrate:proton symporter activity.
AUGGCUCCUAGCGGUGUUGCCCAUGAAUUGUCUGCCAAGCGUCGGCAGUUCGCCGGCGAGCCUGGCUUCAAAGGCCUUGUCAGGAAUGGAAGGACCUUUGCGAUCGCCCUUUUCGCAUCCUUGGGAGGUUUGGUGUAUGGAUAUAAUCAAGGAAUGUUCUCGUCAAUUUUGACAAUGAGUUCCUUUCAGAAGGAGAUCAAAGGUUACGCCGCCGAGACGGGCACUAAACAAGCCAUCACCACUGCCAUUCUCGAACUCGGAGCAUGGGUCGGAACUCUGCUGAACGGAUGGCUCGCCGACGCGAUCGGUCGUCGUCAGACAACUAUCCUUGCAGUCUGUGUCUUCUGCGUGGGUGUCAUAGUUCAGGCAAACACCAAGGCUGUCAGCUAUGUUCUUGGCGGCCGAUUUGUUACUGGUCUGGGUGUUGGUAGCUUGAGUAUGAUUGUGCCCUUGUAUAAUGCUGAGUUGGCCCCCCCAGAAAUUCGUGGGUCCUUGGUCGCUGUCCAGCAGUUGGCUAUCACAUUCGGUAUCAUGGUCAGUUUCUGGAUUGGCUAUGGCUGCAACUUUAUCGGUGGAACUGGAGAUACACAAUCGAAGGCAGCCUGGCUGGUUCCUGUCUGUAUCCAGUUGGCUCCGGCUAUCAUUCUGGGAAUCGGAAUGGCCGUCUUCAUGCCUCAAUCUCCUCGUCACUUGAUGAACACUGGUCGCGAAGAGGAAUGCUUGGAGGUAUUGGCCUGGCUGCGCAACAAAUCGACCGAUGAUAUAGUGGUGCGCAUCGAGUUCCUGGAGGUGAAGGCUAUGCACAUGUUUGAGAAGGAAACUUCGGCAGCCAAGUAUCCCCAGUAUCAGGAUGGCUCCCGGAAGAGCAGACUUAUGAUCCUGAUCAACGAUUACAAAUCUCUUGUCACCAAUCCAUCCCUUUUCAAGCGUUCGACAGUUGCGUGCCUGAUCAUGGUCUUCCAACAAUGGAAUGGUAUCAACGCGAUCAAUUACUACGCGCCUUUCAUCUUCAAGGGUAUUGGACUGACAGGCAACACCAUCGAUCUUCUCGCAACUGGUGUUGUGGGUAUUAUGGAGUUCGUCUUCACGAUUCCCGCCGUUCUCUGGGUAGACAAGUUCGGGCGAAAGAGCAUUCUGAUCGCAGGCGCUAUCGGUAUGGCAUCUUGUCACUUUAUUGUCGCCGGUAUCAUCGGAGCUUUCAAGGAUGACUUUGCCACACAUAAGUCGGCUGCAUGGGCCGGAGUUGUCUUCGUCUGGAUUUACUGCAUCAACUUCGGCUACUCCUGGGGUCCUGUCGCUUGGAUUGUCGUGUCAGAGGUGUUCCCGCUAUCUAUGCGUGCCAAGGGUGUCGCCCUUGGUGGAAGUAGUAACUGGCUCAACAACUUUGCCGUUGGAAUGGCCACUUCGCCAUUUAUUUCCAAGACUCAAUUUGGCGCCUUCAUUUUCUUCGGUGUCAUCACCCUCAUCGGUGCUGUCUACGUUUACUUCUUCGUGCCCGAAACCAAGGGCCGCACUCUCGAAGAGAUGGACGAACUUUUCGGUUCCACAGGUAUUGCCGCUGCUGAUGAAGAGCGAAAACACCGUAUUGAGCGCGAAAUCGGUCUAUUGGCUCUUCUUGGCGAUGAAGACUCGGGUGUAGAGGAGUCUAAGACCGCAUCCGACGUUGCAAUCGACAGCGCGAACAAGCAUGUUGAGGCAACGGACCUUCCUAACGAGAAGGCUUAA